This is a messenger RNA of Oikopleura dioica, 573 nucleotides long. NCBI's taxonomy places the organism in Eukaryota, Metazoa, Chordata, Appendicularia, Copelata, Oikopleuridae. The record is from the annotation of a GenBank genome assembly.
AUGGCGUUAAUUUAUCUCGGCUACAAAGCAUUGAAGGGUAAAAAAGGAGAAAAAGAAGAGGGAGAAGAAAAAGCUCAUGAUAUCAGAGACGAUAUUCCAAAAGAUCCGAAUGAGAAAAAGAAAAAGGUUGGAGGAGCAGCUGGUGGAGCAGCGAUCGGAACUGCGAUUUGCCCGGGCAUUGGAACUGCUAUUGGCGCCGGAGUGGGAUUUUUCGCGGGAACGAAAGCGUCGCAAAAAGCAGUGAAAGAUGCGCAGAAGAAGAAGCAGCGAUCGCAGGGGCAUCCUUAUCAGCCAAAACCAUCUUCGUCGUCUUCGCAAAAGAGCUCCUCUUCUACGAGUAGCACGAAAAAAGCGACUCCUCCUCCAGAACAAAAAAAGCCAGAACCAGUUCCAGAAAAACAGGAACAACCAGUUGUCGAAGAAAAAAGAGCUUCUCCUGAACCAUCGGCUCCUGAAUUCGGAGACAUAGAAGACGCACAAGUUGCCGAAAACCCCUCACCAGUUGAGCAACCAAAUCAACCAGUGGCUCCAGCACGGACAAAUUCAGUGUACCCUUCCCUCGGAGAAAUUUGA